CUGGUUCUCAUCUCCGGUAAUGGCCAAAUCCGUCAGAUCCAACCAAUGGUUGGCGUGUCCUGAGAAAGUCCAUUCGUCCCAGCCAGGAGACAGUCUGGGAACAGCAGGAAGGAUGCAGAGAGUGAAUGAGACCAAGUUUAGGAAGUUCGUACCUGACUCCAGAGAAGACCUAAAGCUUAUUAAACAUUACGUUGCCCGUGAUUUCAGACUCAUUGGUGUACUCUUGGUAGAGGUUGUUCCCACACGCAUGUCCAGCCCUAGGCCAUGUUUUUUACCUCACCUGGUCAUGGCUUUACACUAUCCCUGCUUACCCAAACGAGUCACAUAUGAUGGUCCUGGACUCCUCCUCUGAAAAGCUUCUUCAGCAUAUCUUCGAAGGCUUUCUGCCUUUCCUGAGGGCGAUGGUUGUCAGGCAAGGUAUAUCCUGGGGCUAAAUGAAGAUUCAGUAACUGACUUUUUUGUCUCACAAGUUGAGUCUUUCCCUGGAAACUCUGCAUCCUUUUUGUGCUACAAAGUUUAAAGUCUGUACAGCUGGUAUCGUCUGAAGCAGUAGAAAGGAGGUCAUCCUCAAACAGGAUUGUGGUUACAGAGUUGAGUGUAAAUUCCCCGAGGUGCGGACCAAAAUAGUGAAAACUGCCUAAGAAUUCUUGCAGGACGACAGCAACAGGUGUGUCAAGCAUCUGGGACAGUCCACUGAAAGAUGACUAAGAACUGGGAACCCUGGCUUUCGGAAAAGAUAGGCACGCUGGCAAACCAGAGACAGGACCUGUGCUGUCUUAGGACCCUCCUCCUCGCUGGUCUCUGGGUUUAGGAGCCCACGCACCCACACAGCCUGGUCCCAUCCGCUUCAGCACCACGGAUCUGGAGUGCAAGCUUGUGCAGUUUUUUUUUAUAUGCGUCAUCUUAAGGCGCGCCGGCUGUCGAGACUUCUGGGAAAUGGAGUCCAUGCGAAGGCAGCCCAUUGAUUGGAGCCCAGAAGCGGAAGACCAUCGCGCAGGCGCACUGCCUUCCCGACCCGAGGCGGUACGGCGUUCGCAGGUACCCAGUACUCUUGCGGAAGGUGAGGGCUGCGGGUCUAGGUCUUCGAGAUGCCGAGUGGACGCAGCGGCGGAGAGAAGGGAACCCUGGGGACUUGGGAGGACUAGUGGGCGUGACCUGAUGGAGCUAGCUUGCGCGAGAGCCUGGGAGGGAGAGUCGUCCCUCCCAGUGUGCGUAGGUUCCUUAGGGCAUAGACAGGGCUACCAGUGUCUUUGUGGUACGCCCACUGUGUGCCAGAAUCCUGUACUUCAAAGUUGGAGGUCCCAGUCUUCCCCCGUCUUCCUCUAGUUCUUUCCUCCCUUCAUGGGUGCUUCAUGAAUGUAGGUGGUACCGACCCUAAAUCUAGGGGUGCCCACUCUAUUCUCACCCAGUCCCCCCAGAAAACGUCUCACGUUGUGUCUUUUGCUCCUCAUCCCCAGCCUGCGCGGGAAUGUCCUGACGUGAGCUUAGGGUGUUCGUAGAGGAGGCCGGAUUUGAGGUGAAGAAAACCCCAAAGGAGAUGGCAAAUGACUUCAGGCAGAUUUGAGAUGAUUUUGACUAGAGUGCACUGUCACGGAGUAGUGGAAAUAAAAGUGAAGGAACUGUAUUGAGGCCAGACAAGACCCAGAGUGUCAGGGUAAGACCCACCAAGCAAGGUAUUGUGUGGUCUUAAAUGAGAUCAACACAAACGAAGUUUUGAGGAACAGUUCUAGAAGUAACAUUCUGAUCAUCAUAAAGUCGAACAUCCCAACUUAGGACCAACCACCGACACCGACAACCAUCAUAUGUCUAGAAGUCCGUGUGAUGACCAGUUGUCUAUUACUCCAUUGAAGUUGUUUGCAAUUUACCGGUGAUCUUUUCCCUAGUUUUUGUUUUUACAUUUAUUGCAUUUGAGAUACGGCCUUAUUUUGUAGCCUACCCUGGUAAUAAGCCAGCAGAUCCUGCUUCAGCCUUCCAAGUGCAGGCAUUACGGGUGUAUGUCAUCAUACUUGUUUUCCAUGAAGCUUCAGUCAUGCAUAUAAAGCUUCCCAAAAUGUUGGGAUGCGUUUCGGGAUUUUCUAUUUUAGUCUAAAGAUCUGCUUAACUUUGUGGCUAUCUUUUGAUGAAAUAAAUUAUAACAUAGAAGUAAAAGCUUCCAGGCAGACUUUUUCAAAUUCUGCCUCAGCCUUUUACAAAGUCUGAAUACCCUAUAGUCCCUCUCCUGAUGUAUGAGGAUGGGAUUAAAUUAUCCUUAUUAAAAGCACUUAGCAAGAGCCUCAGGAGAGCAAGUGCUCAGCAAUACUAGUUAGGGUGAUGUUUCAUAGCGCUCCAUUGUGUGUCUAGCCUGUAGGCAGUAAAUUAUUUAAUCAAGUUUCCUGUUGUAGAUGCUUAAUAGAGUUCACAUUUUAGUUGCAUUGUUUAAAGACUAAAUGGGAUGAUGUAUGUAAUUGCUUAAGAAGCUGGCUGGCAGAGAACCUUCAAUAAAGAUGUGUUGGUGAUGGUUAAUUAAAAGCUCUGUAACUAUUCUCUUUUAUUUCUAGAAUAAAUUCCUAGAAGAGAAUUGGCCAAUCUGAGAAUGUCUGUGUUUGAAAACCCUUGCUAUUCAUCACAAUGCUCUUUCUAAAGUACAUAUCUAAUGAGGACACAACCAUGCUCAACACCCCCCACCCCCAGCUCCUUUUGAUGUAGUUUGACCUCUGCUGGUUUCUCCAGGCUCAUCUUUUCUCCAAUAUUGCUCCUGACUGACUUCCUCUUAUCUAAUUUCAGUAGUAAUCCUUUAUGUGAUAAGGAUCUGCCUCCUAUUUUUACUCAAGGUUUUCCUUGUCUAUAAUGUUCCUCCCUCACAGCAAAACUGUAGAUCCCUAUUUGUGCCAAGAAAGCUGCAGCAUUUCUCCCUCAAUCCUUCCUCCAUGGGCUUGGGGAGCCUCUUCAAAGCCCUGACAGCUUGCCCUGCAUCUCUUUACAUACCAUCCUAUAAUAAAUGUUUCUUUGUUCUUUGUAUAAAGCUGUUGCUCGUGGAGGUCAGGGAAAGUGUCUUGCAGGGUUUGUGCUUGAUGUAGUUGGUACUAAAUAAAUGCUGAUUAAGUAGGUAGAUGAAUGAAUCACAGGGAGUGGUGAUGUAUUCCUAUGGCUGCAAUAAAGUGGUCAAUGAGCCACAGAUACACAUAUUCUCUUCCUUCUCAGAAGUGUGCAUGCUAUCUCCCCACCCUACCAGGAGUUCCCCUAAUUUUUGCUUUCACUGUUAUUUUAAUUAAACUCCUUUUAUAGGGGAAAGAGUUGAUGUGGUGUUUCCUAUGUAGCUCAGGCUGGCCUUGAACUCAGUAUGCAGCAGUCUUACCUCAGCUUCUUGAGUGCUGAGAUUCCAAGUAUUUGCACUACCACACCCAAUAGGCUCUAAUUAGACUCUGAAUUGUGAGAAGGUGAGAUGCAUUUAGCAUCUAACUUACAAGAAGGGAGAUCAAAGAAGAUAAAUCUUCUGGAAAUCCAAGGAUAAGUAAAGCUGCAGUGUGUGGGAACUGGAGCUCUCUUCCUUUCAGCUUGAACCUGUGUGAGCACCAGUGUCUCACCACUAAUGUGAGAGCCACGUCCAUUGGUUCUGUCUCCUGGUAACUGCUCCCCUGGUCCCUGAGGCAACUUCAGUACCUCUUGAUGUCUUUUUGACUCAUCACCUGCAUGCUGUCCCAACACUUUAAAAUUCAUGGUCACUAAGAAGGAUGUCAUCUUUUCAUACCAGAUCAUUUCUGUCACAGUUUUUAUUAACUGGACACAAACUUAGGCAUACUUGGGAAGAGAGAAUCUCAAUUGGGUUGCCUCCCUCAGAUGGGCCUGUGAGCAUGUUUGCGUGGGGUAUUUUCUUUCUUUUUUCUCAAGACAGGGAUUCUCUCUGUAGCCCUGGCUGUCCUGGAACUCACUCUGUAGACCAGGCUGGCCUCAAACUUUGGGAACUCAGAGAGAUCUGCUUGCCUCUGCCUCCCAAGUGCUGGGUUCAAAAGCGUGCGCUGCCGCCGCCGCCACCACCAGGAGGAUGGGGCAUUUUUUUUAAUUGCCAAUUAAUACAGGCAGGCCCAGUCCAUGUGGAUAAUGCCAGCCCUGGGAAAGUAGGCCUGGGCUGUAUGAGAAAGUAGCUGAGCAAGCCAGUAAGCAGUGUUCCUCCGUGGUCUCUGCUUCAGUGUCUGCCUCCAGAUUCCUGCCUAGGCUUCCCUUGGGAAUGGACUGUAACCUGUGGGCCAUAUAUAAAUCCUCUCUUCCCUGAGUUGCUUUUGGUCAAUGUCUCCUCAGAGCAAGAGAAAGCAAACAAGGAUGUUUCUAGUAGGUCAGUUAAUUUCUCACUAAUUGCUAGUUACUAAUUGGUUACUCACUGAUUUUCCAGUUGUGAUAUGAUCAGUGUGGUUCUAGAAACGAGAUGAAGAGUCUUAUAGUAUCAAAGAUGGAUGCUUCAUUAGCAAGAGCUGUAAAUGGAAUGCUACUCCUCUAAAGAGGCCAUAGUUUUUAUUUAUCUUAUCCACAUAGUCAUUUGUAAAGUUGCUUAUGGUUUUAGCUCAUUAAACAUUCAGGGCAACAUUAAAUGUGAAUAUAUAAAUAUCGUGUGAAUCUUGCUAUGUUCUGACUCUUGGGAACAGAACUCUGCCCUGAAUGGUACAACAGACACUGCUGUGGUUCCCAUAUCCAUGGCUUUUGUUCUAACUCUGCAGUGAGCAGAGAGUGCCCUUGGUCUUGCUUUCUUUGCUCUUUGUAAGGUGCUGGGAAUGAAGGUGGCUGCAUUGCUCACUGGUAUAUGGGGGGGCCUUGCCACGUGGGCCAGAAGACCCCAGGACUGCUCGUUCUCAUACCUUCUCUCCCCCCAUACUUUUUCCUCACUAGUCCUCUGUUCUUCCCUACCAGGACAGCAUAGGAGGGAAUGGCCACUGUGUCUCCACCUACCAGAUGCCAGACGUCGGUGACAUUUGAAGAUGUGGCCGUGACUUUCACAGAUGAAGAGUGGAGGCAUCUGGUCCCUGUGCAGCGGGCACUCUACAAGACAGUGAUGCUGGAAAACUAUGAGAGCAUCAUCUCACUGGGGCUUCCUGUGCCUCGACCUGAUGUGAUUCUUCAGUUGAAGAGAAGGGACGAGCCAUGGACACAGGGUCGUCAUGGGUCUGAGGAGAAAGAAUGGCCAGAGAAUGUCUCUCUAGACUGGGAGACUAAGCCUGAGACCCUAGCUGCUUCAGAAGGAACACUGAGAGAAAGCCUUAGAAGGCCAAGUCCUCUCUGCCCUAAACUUGAAGUUCAAGCACUAGCAGGUGGGUUGGAACCAGAAAAGGAAAGUCCUAAAGCAGACACUGGCAAGAAACCCCUUUCCUCGGACAAAAGCUUGCAGCGAAGGUCAGCCCCAUCCAAGAAAAUCCUCCCUAAACACCAGGACCAGGAGUGUAGUGACUGUGGGAAGACCUUCUUUGACCAUUCCUCACUCAUCCGCCACCAGAGAACUCACACUGGCGAGAAGCCCUAUGACUGUCCUGAGUGUGGGAAGGCCUUCAGUCACAGGAGCAGUCUCAGCAGACAUCUGAUGGCCCACACAGGAGAGAGCCCGUAUGAGUGCAGUGCAUGUGGCAAAGCCUUCUUUGACCGUUCAUCCCUAACUGUGCAUCAGCGGAUUCACACAGGAGAGAAGCCUUUUAAAUGCAGUGAGUGUGGCAAAGCCUUCUUUGACCGAUCAUCCCUUACUCGCCACCAGAGAAUUCACACUGGGGAGAGUCCCUAUGAAUGUCAGCAGUGUGGGAAAGCCUUUAGCCAGAAAAGCAUUCUCAGUCGUCACCAGCUGAUCCACACUGGCAGGAAGCCAUAUGAAUGCAGUGAGUGUGGGAAAGCGUUCUAUGGUGUCUCCUCCCUAAACCGACACCAGAAAGCGCAUGCUGGGGAACCACACCAUCAGUGCAACGAGUGUGGCAAAGCUUUCUUUGACCGCUCUUCUCUCACACAGCACCAGAAGAUACACACUGGAGACAAGCCAUAUGAGUGCAGCGAGUGUGGGAAAGCCUUCAGCCAGAGGUGCCGGCUCACACAGCAUCAGAGAGUUCAUACAGGGGAGAAACCCUUUGAGUGUAGUGUGUGUGGAAAAGAGUUCAGCUUCAAGUCCUCAGUUAUUCAGCAUCAGAGGCGUUAUGCCAAACAAGGGACAGACUGACCAGGGGAGAAGCGUGAGCUACGCAAAGGGCCUUCCUAUAAACUUGGUAGGUCUCCCUGUCAUCUACAAACCCAGCAUUUGCUCAUUCUAUCUACUCUGGCUGCCCUCAUCGGUCCCACCUCUGCUCCACAGUGUCUGAGUAAACAGCAUAUCUACUGUGCUACAGAACUGAUGUGGAGUGCAGAAACUAAAACAUGAAUCUCCAGAUUCAGAAUUUUGGACAGAGGCUGGGUGUAGCUCAGUGAUAGAAUCCCACCUAGUAAGUAUGCGGCCUGCUGUUCCAUCCCCAGCACUGAGAAAGAAAGUUGGAGAGAUUGUCAGACAGCAGGAUGGAUGUUAGGAGGGAGUCUGCAGACAUAACCUUAGGAGAACAUAGGUCCCUUGUCACUGCACUUGAAAUAGCUGCAGGCUGUUACAGGGGGGAAUGUCACAAUUAUGCGAGAAGACCAUUUUCUCCAGAAGUUUCUAUAGCUUUUAGUCCUUCAGAAGCUUUUUGGAACACAGACCUUGUUCUCUUGUGCCCUAGCAUUUAGCCCUCUUAAUACUGGUAGUAGUGGUAGCACUUAACUAAGCACUUAUCUUGGGGUAAACACUCAGCAGAGAAUUUUGGAAGGGCUAGACUGACUGAUCCUCUAACUAAACCUGUGAAACAGGUCCUUUUGCUGUCUGACUUCCACAGAUGAGCACAAUGAAGUUUAGAGAGAUUAAGUAAUAUACUCUGGGUGACACAAGGUGAAGCCAGGUGUCUUAGCUACUUUUUUAUUACUGUGUAGAGACAUGAUAACCAGGGCAACUUAUAAAAGAAAGCUUUUAACUGGGAGCUUGCUUACAGGUCCAGAGGGUGACUCUGUGACCAUCGUGGCAGGGAGCAUGGCAACAGAUAGGCAGGCAUGGUGCUGGAGCAGUAGCUGAGAGCUCACAUCUGAUCCACAAGCAGUAGGCCAAGAUAUAGGGACAGACAGACAGACAGACAGACACACUGAUCUUGGCAUGGGCUUUUGAGACUUCAAAGCCCACCCCCAGUGACACACCUCCUCUAACAAAGCCACACUCCCUAAUCCUUUCUAAACACUCCACCAGCUGGGACCCAAACAUUCAAAUAGCCUGUGGGGGCGAUUCUCAUUCAAACCACCACAUUCCACUCAAGGACAAGAUCAGCUGGUCCUCAUGCUGUGAAACAAGUCCUUUUGCUAUCUGAAUUUCACAGAUGAGCACGCUGAAGUUUAGACAGAUUAGGAACAUACCCUAGACAACACAAGGUGAAACCAGGUCUUUAGUAUGGGUCUGCCUUCAGUGUUUCUAUUAAGCAUGCUCUUAACUUUUGUCUUAUAAUUUAUAUACCUGAAUUGUCUUCUCAACUGGAUUGUAAGCACUUGUAGGUGUGAUUUAAUAGAUCUCUGAAUCUUACACAGUGCCUUGCAAACAUUAGGUUGCUCAAUAAAUGUUUAUCUAAUGAAUACCAAACGUAUUCAAACCCUGCUUGGGUCCACCUUCUGAGUUUUCACAAUCCAGCCUAUAGCAUCCUAGUAGUCACUUCCAAGUUCUGUUUCUUCCUUCUUCACUGCUCAAGAGAUCUAUACUAAGCUGUGGUACAGUAACAAAGAAGCCUAGGUAAACAAAGACCUGUGUCUCUCAUCUGGUGUGUAUCAUUCUGUUCAUUCAAUGAUACCAAUCUAUACCACAUGGGACCCACACAUUACGAAUAAGGAAGAAAGCUAAAGAAUAUUCUUAUCAUCUUGGUGCCAAUCCAGUUGCAAUCCACACCUGAAGGGUAGGGACACAAGCAGGCACCUUGAUAUUUGGAUGACACUAGAAGCCACUACGUUUUGCACAUCACUUAGCUUAGUCUGUGUGAAAGCCACGUGGCCCCUUUCUGCCCAUUAUUCCAGAUCCAACAUAGCUCUCUAUAUAAUAAAAUAUCUCUGGAUAUUUAAAAUCUUCUUUAAUACACUCCCCCAUCACCAAACUUCAGAUCCUGGGUGUUGCAGGAUAUUUGAUCACACUGUGAAACUUGGAGACUGCGUUAAUAAAGUUAACUUAGAGCAGGGGGCAGAGCCAGUGAUUAGUUGACAAGAAUUAGCCAUAGAGCAUUUGGAGGACCUGGGAAGAUGGAUACAGACACACACAGGAAGUAGGGUGGACUUAGAGAUCCACAGUUCUUUUUGUUUUUGGAUGGUAUGGAGAGAAGUUAUCCUGCUGGGUCUCCGGCCAAAAAGAAAGUUCAGCUGGUUGCUUCUCUGAUCUGGCAGGUUUUCACCCCAAUAUCUGACUCCCAGGUCUUUAUUGACUCAGUAAAUAAAACAACUUAGAUAAAAGCAACACCUGAGUACCCAAAUGCAUCUAUUUCCUAGGUGAAACUCUGUAUUUUUAUUGUAUUAAAGGUCAGAUAUGAAGCAACCUUGACUUUGGGAAUCAGUAUUCCCUUUUUGCAAGGUAAGGUCUGGAAAAAGUCGUUGUAUUCCAGUUGAUCAAAGUGGAACUGAGAGGAAGCAGAAUUGCCAAAUAGUCCUCUCCCAUGCUACUAAACAUAAAUUUAUUUUGGUCUCUCUUAAAGCAGAAAAGUGUCAGGGAAUACAUUGUAUGUGUGUAUUUAUGUAAUUUAUAAGCAGCUUAAAAAUACCACAGGGAUUGUGUGUAGAUAAUACGUAAUGUUUCAUAAUGUCAAGUAAAAACUAAAGGGACUAUUGGCACACUUGUCUUUUGACUCUGA
Peromyscus californicus insignis is the source of this 8870-nucleotide messenger RNA. RefSeq names its product zinc finger protein 2 (gene Znf2). The transcript is spliced from 6 exons. The coding region runs from base 4895 to 6160 and encodes 421 amino acids. Gene Ontology annotation, biological process: regulation of immune system process; regulation of cytokine production; negative regulation of transcription by RNA polymerase II. The record is from RefSeq and is a predicted model, not a curated record. NCBI's taxonomy places the organism in Eukaryota, Metazoa, Chordata, Mammalia, Rodentia, Cricetidae.